UUCUUUCCUACAAAACAUUAGUUUGUAACAUAAGUUUUAUUUAAUAAAAGUAUAUAUAUGAGAAUUAUUUAUUUCUUGGUGUGAAUUUCUAAGGAAGAUUUUUUAAAGUUUCUAGUUUCUUCUUCAAUAUAUUAUUUUAAAUUUGAUCUGUACCAUAAAUAUGGAGUCCAGGAAACUGCGAAAAAUACUUACCUGUUUUUACUAUAUGACCAAUUUGCUUAUAAUAUUAAAAAUUUACAACACAAUAACUAAGGGAAAAUGCAGAAGUAAUACAAGAUUAGAUGGAAAAGUGAUAAUAGUCACAGGUUCAAAUACAGGAAUUGGUCAAGCUGCAGCCUUAAAUUUUGCAAAAAGAGGAGCUAGAGUCAUUUUGGCGUGCAGAAAUCUUAUCAAAGCCAAUGCUGCAAAAGGCUUAUUAAAGAAAUCAGCACCCAGUCGCAUUAUACACGUGUCCUCUUUAAUGCACAUCAUAAUGGGAGAAUUAGAUUUCGAUAAUAUGAAAGGCGAAAAACCCAUUACAAGUGCCGCCAAACUUUAUUCGAACAGUAAAUUAUACAAUAUAAUUGGCAGCAAUGAAUUUGCAAGACGAUUGGAAGGCAGCGGUGUGACAUCAAAUAGUUUACAUCCUGGUGCAGUAAAAACUGAAGUUUUUAGACAUUUACCGACUGCGGUGAGAUACAUUGUAGACACAACUUGCGAAAUCUUUUUCAAGACAGCAGAAGAAGGUGCGCAAACCACAAUUUAUUUAGCUGUAACCAAAGAUGUUGCCAAAGUUUCUGGAAAAUAUUUUAUUGACUGUAAGACAUGUAAUUUUUCUAGGAGGCACGUGCAGCGUCUAUCACGCAGGACAGAGAAAUUGGAAAGAAGUUUUGGGAAAAAUGCUGCGAUAUUGUGGGUCUCAAACCUGAAGAAAGAUUUAUUUAACUGUCGUCAAGUUAGCCAUGAUUGACGGCACAAACGGAGAAGAGGAAAGAUAGUAUCAAUCAAAAUUACCUGAAAAAAAAUCUUGGCCAUUGGUCAUAUGAGAAUGACAAAACGGACUGCUUUGGCCAUUUUGUGAGGUUAUAUUUUGAGGUUAGGGAAGGACUUGGACCUUUCCUAGUAAAAAAGAACACAGAUCGAUUCAGCAACCCAAAAAACAAAGAUAGUUUUUUUGGGCUUAUUUUGCCCCUAUAACUGAAAGAUCUUUUAUUCUGACUAAUUGGAGGCUGUUUUAAGGCGAGGUUUGGCAUUUUGGAGAUUAGGAGUAGAAUGCCUCUAAACAGGGAUUAAUUAACAUUAUACUUUAAUGCAGCAACUCGAAAGCCCUGCAAAAAUGUGAUUGGCUUACAUUUUUUAUGAACAAAAAGGGCUAUUUUAGCUGUUUUUGGGCAUUUUUUGAGGUUAUAAAAAAAUCCUGAACCUGAUGGAGCCAAAAAGCCACUGGAUUCUGAUUCAGCGACCACAAAAACAAAAGACCAACAUGGACUGAUGAAAAGUUCAGACAACUUUUUUUGUGUGCCUGUGUUAUUAAAGUGUGACUCAAAUUUUGGCUCGAUCUUAUUCGAUUAAAUUAAUCGAAUCUCUUAUGCGGGAACUUUCGAAUAAGUUCGUAGGGAAAGUCAUAAAGAGUCUACGAUGGAAGAUUUUAGG
Molecule: messenger RNA, 1632 nt
Organism: Belonocnema kinseyi
Lineage: Eukaryota; Metazoa; Arthropoda; Insecta; Hymenoptera; Cynipidae
Product: retinol dehydrogenase 11-like
Exons: 8
Coding region: 161-949 (262 amino acids)
Source: RefSeq, a predicted model, not a curated record